Messenger RNA from Peronospora belbahrii, 741 nucleotides. The record is from the annotation of a GenBank genome assembly. Lineage: Eukaryota; Oomycota; Peronosporomycetes; Peronosporales; Peronosporaceae.
AUGAUUGCCGCAAAGGCGAUCGUAUUAAAGCCAAAAGUGUAUGGCGCUAUCUUUGACAUGGAUGGUACACUGCUAGAUACAGAGGAAUUGAGUCGUCUUGCUAUUGAUGGUAUCGUACGUCAAUUUAAUAAGGAAUUUACCAUGGCUAUGCACAAAACGAUCCUGGGUCGUCCUGCUGUCGAAUGGACACGCAUGGCAAUUACGGCCACUGGUCUUAGUGAAGAGACCAUCACUCCUGAUGAGCUAUUCAAUCAAUGGGAGAAGAGUAUGCAUGAGAUGUCGGACCGUGUUAAGGAGUUUCCUGGAGCCAUAGAGCUUCUGAGUGCGCUGCAAACGCGUGGGAUUCCCAUCGCUCUGGCUACAUCCAAUAGCAAGAGUGUCGUGGAGUCGAAAAUGACGCAUCAUCCCAAGCUUUUCUCCUUCUUUUCUACUAUUGUAUGUGGUGACGACCCUGCUGUAAAACGUGGCAAGCCAGCACCUGAUAUCUUUCGCACUGCUGGUCAACGCCUUUUUGGUCUAAAGGAGGGAGAAGAUGGUGAGAAGCCCCCGUGCUGCGUCGUGUUUGAAGACUCGGUGAAUGGCUAUACUGCUGCUAAAGCAGCGAAGAUGCACAGUGUUGCUAUUCCUGACAUUCGUAUUCAUACGGAUGACAAACAGAGAGCUGAGCUCUUUGGCGAUGCUGAUGAAGUGAUCACGUCGAUUACACAGUUUCAGAUCGACAAGUAUGACUGGCAGGUGUAA